UGGUCUGGCUUUGCCUAGGUUUUUCUUCCGAGUGAUCCAGGUUUUCACGCUCUUCCAUCGUUCGAUGAAUUCCGUGUUCUUGGAACUUUUUCAACGGAUCGCAAAGUUUUUUCAGGACGAGGAUGCACACUUCGGGACACUCCAUUUCCGCGACGAAUGUCGCCCUUCCCCCGGGUCUGACGGUGCAUCACGGGCAAGUACCGCCGCCGUUGACAUCCGCCGGCGACUUGAAUGGAGACAAACCGAUUAAGCAGAAGCGACACCGCACUAGGUUCACCCCGGCACAGCUGAGUGAACUGGAGCGCUGCUUCUCCAAGACCCACUAUCCCGACAUCUUCAUGAGGGAGGAGAUCGCCCUCCGCAUCGGACUGACCGAAUCCCGUGUUCAGGUGUGGUUCCAGAACCGUCGGGCCAAGUGGAAGAAGCGGAAAAAGACGACGAACGUGUUCCGAACGCCGGGCUCCUUGCUGCCCUCGCAUCCCGGGUUGGGGCAUUUCGGGAGCGGGCCGAUGGCAGGUAUGGCGAUGGGCAAGUCGGGCAUGGGCGCGGAGUCAUUUUGCUCCUCGACGCCCAACAUGUUCUCUCCUCCGGCCGCGGCUUCGGAUCCCGGACGAUGGUCGAUGUCCGCCAUGUCCUCAGGAAUGACGAACACGGGCUUUGGAUUUUCGUCAUCGUUGUCUCCGAGGACCCAAAAUUUGGGUCAAUUCGGGGGACCGGGAGUAAGCACGCUGAACAGUACUGGCUUGGGUCAGAUGAGCUCAACCCCGUCUCCCUUGUCCCCCGCUCACUUGACCUCGAAUUUGAACACCAUCUCUAGCUCUAUGAAUGCCGCGAACAAUCAUCAGAUCAACUACCAGCCCGCGUACAAUCUCAACGCUCUGGGCACGAUGAACUGCUCUAGUCUGCAAGAGAUAAGCUGUCCUUCGUCGCGAAGCCGCUCGUCGCCGACAGACGGAGAAAUCUCGCCCGACAGACAUUUGGCUUGUGACGGCCUCUCGACGCCUCGGCUUUCCGACAACUAUCUGGCCUCCGACACCAACGAAGCCUGGCGAGAUCACUUGGCCGGCCACUUCGCCGGUUUGCGGCGUAAAGUCUACGAGCACACUGCGACGAACAUCACUCGAUGAAAAGCGAAUUGUCCCACGACUCAUUGUCAACAGCUCAACGUCAAGAGAAAUGUGCGCUGGGUGUGUGCAGAAGAGGAAGUGCGGUGCGAAGAAGAGAAAGAAAGGAAGAAAAACUUUAUGUCGAGGCAGUUUUUUUGUUCUUUUUGUAAGCCAUUCCGUGUCGAGCUAUAUGAAUCUGUGACGUUUGGGACACCGGGAAGCGCACUUGCUGGCGGCUGCGGUCAUUUCGCUGCUGUUCACGCGUUACUCUGUAAGAAGAAACUCUGAUUUUCUUGUGAGUGUCCUCCUUCCUCGCAGUAUAAAAAUGAAUAGAAAGUUACCCCGAUCGUACGUAUAGCUCCUCGAAGGCAUGACUGAAUUCGUUUCUAUUCUCAUUAAUUGCUGCAUUUGUUGGUGUUCCGUGUCCAGGGCGAUUUCGCCUUUUUUUUUCCUUCGCGCGGAUGGUAUUCCAGGGUCUUCUAAGUGCAUCCACAUUGAAUAUGGGAAAAUUUAACGUUGUAUCAGACGAGGCACCUGCUGGGCAACUUUCGUCGUUUUCCGUCGAAUGGAACCGCUUUCGACUGAAUCAUUCGACCCCGCCGACGGGGAUGUUGCCGGUGUAGGCGAUUUUGUUUUUGCUUUUUUUCGUGAAAUGCAUUCCUGAAAGGAGAAAUUUGCCGAUAGGAAUGAAAAAUACAUUCUCUCGGUUUUCUUGUCCUCAUUUAGAAAA
This is a messenger RNA of Notodromas monacha, 1836 nucleotides long. Lineage: Eukaryota; Metazoa; Arthropoda; Ostracoda; Podocopida; Cyprididae. The record is from the annotation of a GenBank genome assembly.